AUGCCUAAAGUUCUGAGCUACACGCCAGAUUGGCUUAGUCGCCCAAACCCAGGUUACCAAUUGUUUGCGCCAAAACAGACAAAUGGAAAUGGAGUCGCAGCAAAGAAGAGGGAUUUUGGACCACGAAAGACACUUGCGACAAGGGGCUCCGAGGUCUUUGUGGCGGUUGGGAACGAGAUACGCUGGGCAGAUCUCGUAAACCUGAAAGAAGGCACCGAGCCCGCAUACCGCACGCUCAAAGUCUCGAUACCUCUCACCAUUACGCGUCUUGCCAUUUCUCCUGACGAAGACUACCUCGCGGUAUCAACCUCGCAUACGGUACACGUCGUCCACCUCCCCGACUCUGCGCUCCUUGAAUCUGGUGACCAUGGCCCUCUCAAACCGAAGACCUUUCAAGUAGGCCCGACCGUACACGUCUUGGAAGAGUCGCCCAUUGCGACUGCGCUAUGGCAUCCCUUGGGCUACCACGGUCGUUGUCUGGUCACAAUCACAAAAGCAGGAGUGGUGCGUCUGUGGGAGGUCAACCGAGCGGACAGGUCCACGUUCAGUGAGCCUUCACUAUCAAUCGACCUUCCGAAGCUGGCGAAUGCGACAAGCGACCAGGACGAUCUAAGCGCAUCCAAAUUCGGAGCCUCAAAGGGCUUUUCUCCGGACUCAGUUGAACUGGAAGUUGCAUCUGCUUGCUUUGGAGACUUUCCGGAACAGGAGGGUGUUCAUGGCUGGGCGCCCAUGACCCUGUGGAUUGCUACGGUAUCCGGAGAUGUAUAUGCUUUGUGUCCACUACUUCCCAGUAAGUGGCAGUUGGUCGAGUCACCUGGAGCAUUCACCUUCCUCCAGACGUUGACCUCGUCCAUCAACAUCAACUACAGCGAGCUGUCAGAAGACACCAGUACGACCAAAGACGAACUGAAGGCCUCUGAGAAGCAAGUGUCGUGGCUUGCUGAUCUUCUUUAUGAUGAGCCUUUCUUGGAGGAGCUCCCGACUGGAGACUCUAUCAAGGUCUUCGCCCGCCCCUCAAGCGCGCCUGCGGUUCCCUUACUACAAGGACCGUUCACCAUCACACCCGAAGUAGAUGAUUUUGAACUUAGCGACAUGAUUGUCUUUGGGUUGAAGACGCUGUCUGAGGGUGACGAAGAAGUCGCAGCAGAAGGUCUACCAACCGCUGUUGUAUGCCUGCUCACCGAUACAGCCAAGGUGCAUGUUUGUCUGGACUUGGAAGGAAUAAUCGGACGAUGGCUACCAUCGCCUGAGGACGAAAUCGAUGUUACAGAAGCACCUGAGCACGACCUCAUAAUUGCAGAGACCAUUGCGUUGACAAAUAGUGAACAAUCGACAUUCAACCAGAGCAUCACACCCGACGUUCACACAGACUUCUCGUUCUUCGUAUCGCAUGCCAGUGGAGUGUUCUACGUCUCGCUAGAGCCCUGGAUCCGGAAGCUCGAGAAUGAACUAUCCCAGCCACAGGCUGAAGGCUCAGACUUCCGCCUCAAGCGUGUUCUUGAAUCAGCCAAUAGUUUGGUCGAGCAAUACCUUCAGCGACGGCUCUCAAAUGACCCAGCGGAAGAGGAAGUGACUUCGGCCGUUGUCAUUGAAGAUGGCAACGUUGGGUAUCUUCUCCUCACUACCAUCAACGGUGAACCGCAAGCUGCGUUGCUCGAUGCGCCUGAAGAUGGACUACCCACUGAGGAAGAGAUUGCCGAUUACAUGGCAGUCGCAGGCCCUACCAAAGAAGUGCGAGAAGCAUGGCAGCCACCGAAAGAACUCUACGAACCUUUUGACCUCCUUGGCUCCAUUAACAUCCCUGCACGACACAGGGGCUCACUCAAGGAGGAAAUUAGAUUAUCUCCUGCAAACUUGGAGCUCUUGAUGGACGUUCACCGUGUGCUCUCUGUACAAACUUCCAAACUUCAACACGCCGUCUCGGACCUGUUUACCCGCGCAACACGCUUGCAAGAAGAGUUCAGAGACCAGGUUUAUCGUAGCUCCCAGAUCGCUUCGAAUAUUGACAACGUCACCGGUAACGAUGAAGCCAGUGGAGACGAUGCGUCGGCCUACGGCAGCGCUAAAAUCGAUGAUAGAAUUGAAAAAGUGAAAGCAAGGCAAGAUGCAAUCAAUGCACGGUAUGAGACAUUACGAAGGAAGAUGGUUUCAAUUGGCUCUUCCGAGCUCAGCGAGAAAGAAGCAGCAUGGGUCAACGAAUUAUCCACCAUGGACAGCGCGGUCGACGUCUCCAACCGAACUCUCACGGACGAUGUCGAUGGCAGCGAACGCCCGCCAUGGCAGCGUCUGGACAAACUCAGGGAUUUGCAGAAGGACCUUAGGAAACAGGUCGAUGAGACUACGAAGGUGGCUGGGAAGGACGGAGAAAGGGAGCAAACGCGUAGUGUGGGUGUAAGAGUACCGGAGCAUUCGAGGAAGGUGGAGAAUGAGUUGAUCCAGGACAUGAUUCAGAGGAGCAGUGUGCUUGUUGAGGCUGCUACAACGAGGUUGAGGGGGUUGGGUGUGAACAUACCUCUGCCCGUGGAGGGCGGGAGCUGA
This is a messenger RNA of Cucurbitaria berberidis CBS 394.84, 2538 nucleotides long. RefSeq lists its product as uncharacterized. The record is from RefSeq and is a predicted model, not a curated record. Lineage: Eukaryota; Fungi; Ascomycota; Dothideomycetes; Pleosporales; Cucurbitariaceae. The transcript is spliced from 2 exons. Gene Ontology annotation, biological process: ribosomal small subunit export from nucleus; protein import into nucleus; ribosomal large subunit export from nucleus. Gene Ontology annotation, cellular component: nuclear pore. Gene Ontology annotation, molecular function: protein binding; structural constituent of nuclear pore. The coding region runs from base 1 to 2538 and encodes 845 amino acids.